Messenger RNA from Xyrauchen texanus (razorback sucker), 3105 nucleotides. RefSeq names its product leiomodin-1-like. The record is from RefSeq and is a predicted model, not a curated record. Bases 243 to 2246 code for a protein of 667 amino acids. Gene Ontology annotation, biological process: muscle contraction; myofibril assembly; pointed-end actin filament capping. The transcript is spliced from 3 exons. Lineage: Eukaryota; Metazoa; Chordata; Actinopteri; Cypriniformes; Catostomidae. Gene Ontology annotation, molecular function: actin binding; tropomyosin binding. Gene Ontology annotation, cellular component: striated muscle thin filament; myofibril.
UUGUCCAAGCACCACAAACUUGGGCUGAUAGUCCAUCGCGUCUCGCGCCGCUCCUUUCGCGUUUCUUUCACAUCCAGGAGGAAUUCAUUUGGACUCUUUUCCUCCAUUUUCUUCACCUUCUAAACUGACAGCUCUAUUAAUGAAUGGCUUUUCUCCAAAGUUAACAGAAGUGGGAAAACAGGCUGAUAUGUUCAGCUAAUUGAACGGGAGUUUUACUCAAGGACCAGACGUGUAACGCAACUAUGUCCAGGAGGAAGGUGAGGGGGCUCACUAAGACCGGGCGACAGGUGAGCGAGGACCCGGACCUCGACAAUUUACUGUCGAACCUGUCGCCCGAAGAAAUGGAGGAGUUGCAGAAAGAGGUUUCGGUCGUUCCAGACCCGGAUCCGAGUGAAAUAAUCAUUUUGGACCAAACGGAUUUUAAACCAACCUCGUGUGUUAAAAAGGAUUCUCAGUUGGGCAGCCAGGAUGAUGACUCCAAAAGCCACUUUCAGAGAAACCUGUCCACCGAGGGAGAGCUCAAGAAGGAGAGCCGGAAACAAGAGUACCUGCGUAAAAUGGGCCUAAGCCAAGAGAAAAAUAUCUCCAGGUCUGACAGCAGAGAUGAAGGUCUUCAGAGACAAAGUAGCCUUCCCACCUCUUCUUCCUUCUCGAAACAUGACAGCAGAAUGGAGGACAGGAACCGCAGACUCACAGAGGGGAACAAAGAUGACAAAGCCAGCCCUUCUCCCCUUUCCAAAAAGGAUGAGGAAAGUGAGAGGAAUGAAGAGGUCAAGGAAAAAGAACAAAAUAAUUGGAGUAAGCUCAAGGACAGAAAAGAUGCCAGGGAAAAUAGUAGCAGCAGCAGCAAAACCAAAGAAUUAAUAUCCAAGCUCAAAGACAAAAAAGAGGAUAGUACAGAGAAAAACAGAAAAGAAGACAGUCGGAAAAGUCAAUCUGGAGAAAGUAGAACAAAGGAGAUGAUCUCUAGGAUAUGGGAGAAAGAGGAGAAGGAGAGGGUGGAAGAGAUUAGGAAGAUUAGGACUUCCAGGUUAGAGGAAAAGCAAAAUCAAACUGUAGAAAACAAGACAGAGGACAAUAUGUUGAAUGAAAAGAAGGAUGACGUGGAUGUUAAACAAGUAACAAAGUCAAAUGAAAGUGGGAAAGAGGGCCCCGAGCUUGAAAAGGCACAAAAGAGUGAGGAAAACAUGAAGAUGAAGGGAAGAGGGAAUGUUCAGGAACACAGUGAGAUCACAAAUGAGGUUCAUGAAUCAGUCAAGGAGGAGAAGAUUGGAAACUGCAUAUCAGACACCAUUUCAAAAAGUAAGACCAAAGAGGAGGAAGAGGAGGACGAGUCAGCAAGCAUGUUUGAUGAAGAUUUGGAGAGAGUUCGUCGCAAUGAUCCGGAGAUGACUGACCUCAAUUUAAACAACUCCGAGGUCAUAAAAACCAAAACACUAGUUCAGUUUGCCGAGGCCUUGAAAAACAGCACACACAUCAAAACGUUUUCUUUGGCUAACUGCCGUGCCGAUGACCAUGUGGCUUAUGCUAUUGCCGAGACCUUACGCAAAAACAAAAGCAUCACAAGCAUCAAUAUGGACUCUAAUCUUCUUACCAGUAAAGGCAUCAUGGCUCUAAUCUACGCCCUCCAGCACAACUCCACCCUCACUGAGCUACGCUUCCACAACCAGCGGCACAUAUGUGGAGGCAAGUCUGAGAUGGAGAUGACCAAAGUUUUGAAAGAGAACUCUACUCUUCUGAAACUGGGCUACCACUUUGAGCUAGCUGGCCCUCGGAUGACCAUGACUAAUAUUCUCAGUCGCAACAUGGACCGCCAGCGGCAAAAGCGACUGCAGGAACAGAAGCAGGCUCAAGCCCAAGGAUCUGGAGACAAGAAAGAUUCAUUAGAAGUUCCGAAAACUGGCUUUGGUAAAGGUUCCCCCAGAGCUUCUCCCAAGCCAUCUCCUCUACCAUCUCCAAUACCUUCACCUGCCCCGUCACCUAAGUUGAUGCAUAAGAAAGGGGGCAUUGGACCUGGUGGUGGACCACCUCUCCUGCCACCACCUGGAGGUCCACCACCGCCUCCACCUCCAAUGCUAGAUGGAGCCUUCCUAAAGACCCUGACACCAGUGUCACAGAGGAAGCUUAAAGAUGGGACUGGAGGAAGAGGAGGAACGCAGAACUCAAGGGACCAACUUCUUGCAUCCAUUCGGGGCAGCAAUGUCACACAGCUCAAAAAGGUUUCAUUACCAAAGCUUUUGCAAUAAGCAGGCAUAGUGCAGAGAGAGAGAGAGAUUAACGUGGAUGAAGAAAAAGGACAGGAAUGAAUGGACAAACAUCUCACAGACUUGAGAAGACACUCUGAAUCUUCCAUACAGAGUCUUCCUGCUGCCCUAUAGAUGGGCAAGGACUCAUAUAUGGUGUAGUAUGGAUAGUAUGGACUGUAGAAAUGAAUGGAAGCAUGGUGCCGUCAAGAUGGUCAGAGGCUUAAAUGGCCGGUGGAACUGCACAGUUGAUUCCUUGCUUGUCAUUUGCACUAAAUGAAUCAAUUAAAAUUAUAGAUUUAUAAGUGUGUGUGUGUGUGUGUGUGUGUGCGCGCGCAUGGUACAGUCUGAAUUUUGAGAAGAUGUAUAUGUGGUUGUUUCUGCAGCUUAAUUGGAUCUUCUUACAGUUGACUGCAUUGAACAAUGUGAGACAAAACAACAUUCACCUGGAUUUAAUUAUUUUAUUUUCUGUUUGGGAAUCUCUAUAUCAAAAGCUCUUUCUGAUCAGGGAAUAAUAAUAAUAAUCAAGUUAAUAACAAUCAAAUGAAUCACAGUAAAGUAUAAUUUUUGCCACCUAGUUUUAAUUUAUCAAUGUUAAAUGAAACUGACUAGGAAUGGAAGUAGUCUCUGCACCAAAAGUUUAAUAUACCUCACAUGCUUAGAAGAAAAUUCAAUAUAUUUUCAUGCUUGUAUAAAUAUGAUCUCGUUUUUUUCAAGAGCACAGCUAGAGAAACUUUUAACAGACUGUUAUGCUCAUUGAAAAUAAGCAGUAUCAAGCACAAAUGUAUUGAAAAUGUAUUUUGUGCUGUUUAGAAAAUGUAAUUUGUGUUUAAUGAAUCUGACUGAUAAAGAUAUGAGUGGU